Messenger RNA from Hydractinia symbiolongicarpus, 4455 nucleotides. RefSeq lists its product as uncharacterized. NCBI's taxonomy places the organism in Eukaryota, Metazoa, Cnidaria, Hydrozoa, Anthoathecata, Hydractiniidae. The transcript has 3 exons. The coding region runs from base 675 to 3605 and encodes 976 amino acids. The record is from RefSeq and is a predicted model, not a curated record.
GACUUGUAAACAAACAAUUUUGCACAUUGAGAACAUCAGUCGAAUGUUGAUUUCUGAAACCUUUUCUUAUACCAUAUAUAUCUAUUUUUGUAGUGUUAUGCCGCGCGAUGCAUUUUAAAAUCCCACGGUAAUAAAGAUUUGUCGCCAUCGUCGGUGUCCUAAAAAGAGGUUUUUCUUUCAAUAAAUACAUAAAUAUUUGUUUCAAAAAACAUCAAACAGAAAAAAAGUGCUGUGAAAACUAGGGAGUGCACGACUGUGUAUUUGGACUGUGCCGGUCCAAUCUGCAUGAUUUUGACAGAAAUGUGUCGGCGAAAAAAUCUCCAACAUGCCAGAGCAUGGUAGAGUUUUGAAGUAAACACAAACAAAUAAUCGUCAAAUUAUUAUAACAACCCCUUCUUUACGUGUCAAUGUUUCCUACAGAUGUUUGCUGUGUAAACAAACACCGUUCUCCAUCGCGUGAGAAAAGUUACAUUUUUUAACAUACACAACGUAGAAAUUGACUGCGACGGAGUGCGAAAUUUAAUCAUGCUAGAAAUAUGCUUGUGACAACUGCUUUCAUCUCAAGCUUAGACAAGUCCGUGUGUGGUGUGCGCGCCAUAACAACUUGUGUAAUCUCAGUCAUGAAUUAAUGAAUUACACACAGUGAGUUUUUAUUGAUACGUUGUAAAGUUAAAAUGGUGGAACAUGAUGUUAUAUACGAAGAAAUAGCUUCACAACAACGAAAACACCAACAAGAACAAGGAUCAAUUCACGAGAGAAGUCGUUCACUCCCAAUUACGUACGGAAGAAUUGAAACGGCACCGUCUUCUGUGUACAUAGAUGGUGGGUCAUCAGAUUAUGUAAAAAUGAACUCUGUAAUUAAUGUUCACGAUAAUCGAUCAGAUGUGUAUACGGCUAUGAUGCCGCACCCUGGAUCUACUUGUAGUAGCUCGUCGAGUAGCUUUGAAUGCUAUCAACCCAUGACUACUCGCUCUGCGGAGGAGAUUGGCCACCCGAGACGUGUUAAUUGCGAUGAAGAUGAUGAAGAGGAAAGUGUAUACGCAGAAAUUGUUACAAGUAACCUAAACGUGGAAAUAACAACAGCUCGAAUCACCCGAGAAUCCAAUAACCCGAUUUUAAGGCAGGAAUUAUCCAGUACUAACACAAAUGUAAAACGUGCAUGUUCUUUAAAUAACUUAAGCGAACAUUUGCGGAGCGGAAACUGUAUGUAUGGCGUCAUUGACCAUCGACCGCAUAGAAAAUGUCACAGACAAUCCUCUGAACGCAAAAAGCGUCCUCAGAGUAUGUAUAUGACAAGGAAACACAACCAGCGAGCUGCAUCGCCAUUAUUCACAUCACAAAAUUCGAUCCUUGAACUGUAUGAAAAUGCCGUGUCUCGGUCUUUACCGGAGAAUGAAUCUGUUCAAGAAUGGGAAAUGAACGAGACUAAUGACGUAAUGAAUGAAAAUAACCGAAGGCGCAACUCGACCGUGUUUUACGAGAAUAUAGAUGGUACUACGGAGAAAUAUUAUGAAAAUGUAAGUGAUACCGAGUCAGACAUCAUACAAGAACGAAGGCACAGCAGACCUAUUGAUAUUAUUCAAAGUGUUUCACCAAAUCGUUCUCAUGACGAAGUGCUGUAUAGUGACAUUGACUUCAGUCGAAAAUCAAAUCCGCCUUUCUCUUACUCUUCAUCAUCUGUUACAAGCAGUCCGCGAGGGAGUGUGUGCAGCAGUAUGUCGAGCGAACACUCUAUCUUCGCAUCAAAUUCAACGAGUCCUCCACCGUUACCAAAUAUGAGGAAAAGGAUGGAACGUUAUGCAAGCUGGGGUAAUGUAAAUGCAUUUACAGGCCUGCAUUAUUACCCUGCACAUUACUUAGGUAAACAUCAGUCCACGAAAAUUACAAGUGAUUCUAUCGAACAAGCCGUUUGCCAUGUGGCUCAAAAUACGAAUGUUUUAGAAAUGAAGCCAGUCCUAGCCGAAAUAAGUCACGAAUAUGUUCGCUUCGGCAGUAACUCGUCGCCUUGGGAGCUACUUGUGUCGUUUCAGAUUGAAGAAGUAAUAGUUUUUGAAGUGGUUUUAAAGAAUGCUUAUUUUUUGGGUAUAAUCGCUGGAAAACCGGGUGAAGAUGCGUUCUGUUAUGUAUUACAGUCAGACAAAUCUACCGAAAUUGGAGAUGCUAUUUCUAGUAUUUUUCAAACGACAAACAAGAUUCCGCGAUCACAGAGUUCAUAUGAAUGGCAACCGACAAUUGAACCGGAAUUUCUUCGCUUUCACCUGCUUGUUGAGGUUGGAUGUAUCAAAGUGAAAAAAUCCUAUCACAACGUGAAUGAUUACAUAAAAUUAAUCCUCGAGAAAGUUAAUCCCCGUGACUUUCGAAGUGUUAGUUUAGAACUGCUUGGACAAAAUAUUAUAGUAAGUGAAACCACGACCGAAGAAGAGAAAUCUCACUCCACACCAUCCAUUUUAACUCUAGGCGUGUACCAACGUGACAAAAGAUAUUUUGGAUAUAUUAUUUCAGAGAUGUCAGCAUCGAGUAAAACCAAGGUCCAGUGUUAUGUUUAUCGUGCUGCUAGGAAUGAAACCGCCGCUAAAAUCAUUGAAGCGAUUAAUCAUUCCUGCCAAAACUCGUACGCGCCGCGCAUGACGUCAAAUAACGGCAUGAACCCAAUUUACUCAACCUACAAGGUUAACUCUCCCAGGGUGUCUACAUCGUCAUCAAGUUCAAUCGUCACAACACCUCGUGCCUCCUCUCCUACUUCACUGAAUUCAAGUCCAUCCUCUGUUAUAAAACGACAAAUGUCUGAAAAUGAAGAAACUGUAAACAUUCACGGUUCGACGGAAACAUUGUUGACUAUUACACCAAGUCCUUCCUGUGAUAAGCUGCCUAGGAGCAGUGCUGUAAGAAGUGAAGUGAGGAGAGUGAGCUAUGAGAUGGAGAGAUGUACAUCUAUAGAAGAAAAUCCAAUAUAUGAGAAGAAUAAUACUCUGCAUGGUCACACUGAUGCUGCUACUAAGGAACUUGGCCGUGGUCACACCGACAUUGCUACUGAGCAACAUAAGCCGACGAAGCAUACAGAAGUUCCUAAAAAACAGAAGCACAGAAGAAUCUUAGGAAAAUUGAGACAUACAAUCAAGCAUAAGACAUCACACGAUGCUCAUCCCACAACACCUGUGCCUAACAUAAACGAAUUACAACCAGAAGAAUUUCAUUUCAAAGUCUCUUACGUGUGUUCGACCAUGGUUAACCCUCCCCUAAAGCAGAAACACGUAAGGGAGUGUUACAAACAGUACUGUAAGGAAAUGAACAGAGUAGGGAAACUCAAUGGUAACAACACUAAGGUUAAUGGUAAUUUGGUCAAUCUGCAAAUCGUCACCGAUUUUGGUGUUUCCAUGUUAGAUCCUCACCAACCUGACGUUGUAGUGCGACAUUUCCCUAUUCAAGAUUUUGGCUUUUAUGCACAAAAUUCAGAAGACAUUUCUUGUUUUGCAUUCUCAACAUCGUUGCUAGGCAAUAGCAAGCAUAGAUGCCAUUUAUUUUGCGCAACGAAAGAAGUACUUUCAGAUAUAAACGCAGCAUUUGAGAAGCUUUCAAGCAUAAAAAAAGCUAUGGAAUUAUUAUGAACAAAAACAAGUUGCAUAAUGCUGCGUGUUUAUUUUUAAAUCGAUUACAUAUUUUUUUAACAUUUAUUUACAUUAUCGACACAACGUGUUUAUAUUUUUAAACCACUGAUUGCAUAUGUAAUACCUUACUUAUAUUGCCCCACUUAAUGUUGGACUUUGCCAUAAUGGUUCUACUUUUCGACGUGUAGCUCCUCAUGCUGUACGAGGUAGACACAACUUGUUUCAGGUAUGACGUAUGCAAGAGGUUUUUUUGUGCACUUGUUGUACAUGUAUUUUAUAACGAAUUGUUUUGACUAAUGAUUUUUAAGUUAUUGGAAGACGUGACUAAUUUGUAUAUAACUGCGUUUGUAAAUAUUUGAAUUUGGAAAAACAUUUUUUAAACCAAAAAAGGCGUUGGCUAUUUUCAAGUCAUACAUUCAAAUGUUUAAGCCAUCUAACAUUUUUUCUAAGAUUUUUUGCGACAGUCUCGCAUCGCACCGCUCUCAAGGAUCAAAGAAAAUCCGUUCCACUUAGGGAUUUUCUAAAAAAGCGAAUACAAUUUAUUAAAAGUUUUUUAAUCAAUUAGGAUAUAAGUUCUAACUAGCUUAAGGAAAGAAAAGUUUGCGCGAGGAAAUGAUUGCGGAAUUACAAAUUGCGAGAUUAUGGUCAAAAAAAUCGUAAAUUGCGAAUUGGCUUAAUGAGUUUAUAAAGGUUUGUUCUAUUGAAAACUUAUUGCGAUGCAAAUAAUUUAGGGUUCCCUUGCAAACCUUCACAUAGCUUUUCUUUUUCUUGGAAUGGCGGAAGAAAAGAUUGAGAAUUGCUACUCCUGGCUAGAAAUUGCGGAAGAAAAGAUUGCGAAACUUGUCCAAAU